Messenger RNA from Aspergillus piperis CBS 112811, 153 nucleotides. RefSeq lists its product as uncharacterized. The coding region runs from base 1 to 153 and encodes 50 amino acids. Gene Ontology annotation, biological process: attachment of spindle microtubules to kinetochore. Gene Ontology annotation, cellular component: DASH complex; mitotic spindle. The transcript has 3 exons. Lineage: Eukaryota; Fungi; Ascomycota; Eurotiomycetes; Eurotiales; Aspergillaceae. The record is from RefSeq and is a predicted model, not a curated record.
AUGGUGAUGAACAGAAGCCUCCAGGAGGUCAACAUCCAGAACAUGAACGUCGAGCUUGUCGCACAGAUGUUCAAGAACUACCAGUCCAACGUUCUAUUCCAUCUAGAAGCGACGGAGAAUUUGAAAGACCCGUCAUCCUCGUCCAGUUCUUGA